AUGCGUAGAAGUAUAUUUCUAGAUAAUACAAUCGAAUUUUUAAAAGGGCGAGUUUACCUUGGAGCAUACGAUUUCACUCCAGAUGAUACAGAUGAAAUUGUUUUCUUUACAGUUGAAGAUUCAAUUUUUUAUAACAGUUUCCAUUUAGAUUUUGGUCCUUUAAAUAUUGGUCAUCUCUAUAGAUUUGCCGUUAUUUUCCAUGAAAUAUUAAAUAACCCUGAUAAUUCAAAUAAAGCAGUUGUCUUUUAUUCAUCUGCAUCUUCAAGACAAAGAGCCAAUGCCGCAUGUAUGUUAUGUUGUUAUAUGGUAUUAGUUCAAGGUUGGACUCCUCAUCAAGUAUUACAACCUUUAGCCCAGGUAGACCCCCCAUUUAUGCCAUUUAGAGAUGCAGGUUAUUCUAAUGCGGACUUUGAAAUUAGCAUACAAGAUGUAGCCUAUGGUGUAUGGCGUGCAAAGGAAAAAGGUUUAAUAGAUUUACAUUCUUUUAACUUAGAGACUUAUGAAAAAUAUGAACAUGUUGAAAAUGGUGAUUUUAACGUAUUAACACCUGAUUUUAUUGCAUUUGCAUCACCACAAGAAGAUAUGAGACUUAAUAGUAAUUUUAAAUCUCGUUCUCAUUUAAAUCAACCAUUUCGUAGUGUAUUAAAUUUUUUCUCUGAAAAUGAUGUUCAAUUAGUUGUUAGAUUAAAUUCUCAUCUUUAUAAUAAACAACAUUUUGAAAAUUCUGGAAUUCAACAUAUUGAUAUGAUUUUUGAAGAUGGUACUUGUCCAGAUUUGUCAAUUGUUCAAAAUUUUAUAGGUGCAGCUGAUACUAUUAUUAGACGUGGUGGGAAAAUUGCUGUACAUUGUAAAGCAGGCUUAGGGAGAACGGGAUGUCUUAUUGGAGCUCAUUUAAUAUAUACUUAUGGUUUUACAGCAAAUGAAUGUAUUGGAUUCUUAAGAUUCAUUAGACCUGGGAUGGUAGUAGGCCCACAACAACACUGGUUAUAUUUACAUCAAAAUGAUUUUAGAGAAUGGAAAUAUACAAUGAGAGUUGCACUAGAAUCAAGUGAAUUGAUUGGAGAUUUAUAUCCAUUGAUCACUAAUGAUGAGUAUAAGAUUCAAAAGAAAAGAUUAAGAGAUGCAACUACAACGGCGGCCUCUGCAUCUUUAGCUAGAGAAAACGGAAGAAAAGGCUCAAACAAUCUUGAAUCAAAUCUCCGAGAUUUGAAUAUGACUCCACAAAAGUCUUCAUCUUCUUCAGGUUCAAGAAAAUCUGCUGUGUUUAAUAGUCAAAAGAAUACUACUACUACUACUACUACUACCAAUACCAAUACCAAUAAUAAUAAUGCCUCACAAAUGGACUACACAAAUAAAGCUGUACCUCAAAAUUCUCCUGGGCAACCAAGAAAGGGACAAAAUGGUACUAACACAAUUGAAGAUAUUAAAGCUACUAAGAGAAGGUCGAAUAAUGAAAACGAAAGUGACAUGAAUGACAACGAUGAAGUAAUAGAUACAAUUGAUGGUGAUACUAAUAUGCUGACAGACAACAAUUCUGAUGAGGAAGACAUUAAUAAUAAACCUGUAUCAAUUACAAAUAUCUCUAGAAGAGCACAAAGAAUACAACAAAACAACCAGGAUGAUGCAGCUGAAGAAGAAGAUAACGCAAUGCUAAAACAAUUAUUACCAAAAAAUAGACGUACAACUUCUGGAAGAAGAACCCCAAGUUCGGCUGGUGGCAUAAGGAAAAUUAGUGGCACCACUAAAAAAUGA
This is a messenger RNA of Maudiozyma saulgeensis, 1752 nucleotides long. The record is from the annotation of a GenBank genome assembly. NCBI's taxonomy places the organism in Eukaryota, Fungi, Ascomycota, Saccharomycetes, Saccharomycetales, Saccharomycetaceae.